AUGAAAGAAUUGCGCCUAAAUGCUGCAUUGACCGACGCGAACAGCCGGAUUUCCAACUUGGCUCACACGAUGGAUACCAUGCUCGAAAAGCUGUCCAUGGCGUACAUGAUUGAAUCCGAGCCUAAGCAUGUGGUGGGCUACCUUAUGGAUGCCCUAGCGCCGCCUGAUUUUAUGGCGACGGUUCUGGAGGAGAUGGGUUAUUUUGACAACAAGACACUACGCUCUGAUGUGUCGGGUUUUAUUGCUUCGUCUACUGUGGCUGCGAUGUCUCCUUCCUUGCUUUUGUCCUCUGCGGGUGUCUUUCCGUUCCCGGCCGAGCUGCCUGGUGUUCCUCUGGACGCCGAUUUUGCGUCGCCAUCUGAUGGUGCUGAUCUGACUGAUGACGUGACGUCGCUACCUUCGCUUUCCUUGGUUUCGGCCCCUUUCGCGGUUGACUCUCUUCUGGCUGCCCGUGUUGCUGAGGCCGAGGCCUAUGGCCUAGCCGGUCCGGACUUAGAGCGCCUCCGUGCCCUUAUACUCCGCUACAGCGAUGUGUUUCGCCUUAGUAUUGGUGGGGACCCGCUGUGA
Aphanomyces invadans is the source of this 567-nucleotide messenger RNA. RefSeq lists its product as hypothetical. The record is from RefSeq and is a predicted model, not a curated record. The transcript has a single exon. Lineage: Eukaryota; Oomycota; Saprolegniomycetes; Saprolegniales; Verrucalvaceae. Bases 1 to 567 code for a protein of 188 amino acids.